Messenger RNA from Macaca mulatta (Rhesus monkey), 6579 nucleotides. It is a transcript of the gene VSX1, whose product is annotated as visual system homeobox 1. Gene Ontology annotation, cellular component: nucleus. The record is from RefSeq and is a predicted model, not a curated record. Lineage: Eukaryota; Metazoa; Chordata; Mammalia; Primates; Cercopithecidae. Gene Ontology annotation, biological process: neuron development; regulation of DNA-templated transcription. Gene Ontology annotation, molecular function: DNA-binding transcription factor activity, RNA polymerase II-specific; transcription cis-regulatory region binding.
CCUAGAAUGGGGUGGGGUGGGGUGGGGUGGGCUGGAGAGAAGAGAGGAGAAGGAGGUGACCGAGGGGACUGCAGCUGGGAGGGCGGUAACCAAGGGGAGGGGAACUGGUGGCGUCCCCAUCUCGCGGGUUCCGGAACGGCGACGCGCCGGCGCCCAGCUGAUUGGAGCCCUUCAGGCCUCCCGCGCCCGACCGACAGCCCAAUCCUAUAAAGCUUCCUCUAAGCUGGGCCCUCCGCAAACCGAAUCCAGAGAGGCUCGUGCCUUGCUUGCUAAGGAACCAUGACCGGCCGGGACGAGCUGUCCGACGGGCGCACUAGCAGCAGGGCGCUGGUGCCUGGCGGUUCCCCCAGGGGCUCGCGCCCCCGGGGCUUCGCCAUCACGGACCUGCUGGGCUUGGAGGCCGAGCUGCCUGUGCCCGCCGGCCCGGGACAGGGAUCCGGCUGCGAGGGUCCGGCGGCAGCGCCGUGCCUAGGCCCGGGGCUUGACCACUCCAGCCUCGCGCGUGGGGCCCUUCCGCUGGGACUCGGCCUCCUCUGCGGCUUCGGCACGCAGCAGCCGACGGCCGCUCGAGCGCCCUGCCUGCUCCUAGCGGACGUGCCGUUCCUGCCGCCCAGGGGCCCCGAGCCCGCUGCCCCGCAGGCCCCCAGCCGUCAGCCGCCUGCGCUCGGCCGCCAGAAGCGCAGCGAGAGCGUCUCGACGUCCGAUGAGGACAGCCCGUAUGAAGACAGGAAUGACCUAAAGGCAUCCCCCACCCUGGGCAAGAGGAAGAAGCGGCGGCACAGGACAGUUUUCACUGCUCACCAGCUGGAAGAGCUGGAGAAGGCGUUCAGCGAGGCCCACUACCCUGAUGUGUAUGCCCGAGAAAUGCUGGCUGUGAAAACUGAGCUCCCUGAAGACCGGAUACAGGUCUGGUUUCAAAACCGGAGGGCCAAGUGGCGCAAGCGGGAGAAGCGCUGGGGCGGCAGCAGCGUGAUGGCCGAGUACGGGCUGUACGGGGCCAUGGUGCGCCACUGCAUCCCGCUGCCCGACUCCGUGCUCAACUCCGCCGAGGGUGGCCUGCUGGGCUCCUGCGCGCCCUGGCUCCUGGGGAUGCAUAAAAAAUCCAUGGGGAUGAUAAGGAAGCCAGGAAGUGAAGAUAAGUUGGCAGGACUCUGGGGCUCUGACCACUUCAAAGAAGGUUCUAGCCAGAGUGAGUCAGGACCACAGAGAGGCUCGGAUAAAGUGAGCCCUGAGCAUGGCUUGGAAGAUGUGGCUAUCGACCUCUCCAGCUCUGCCCGGCAGGAGACCAAGAAAGUGCACCCUGGGGCUGGUGCUCAAGGAGGCUCCAACUCCAUGGCACUGGAGGGGCCCCAGCCAGGGAAAGUGGGAGCCAUAUGAGACCCACAAGUCCCACCGUCAAAGGCUGAAAAUGUGCAUAUUCCUCACUGGCAUUUUCCAAAAGAUAAAAAUGGUCCAAGAUAUAUACUCUCAGUUUGAUUUUCUUCUGACACUGUCAAGAUAAAAUGCAAUGCCACUUGCUUUAAGAGGACAGAUGAGUGACCUAGGGAAAAUUCUAUUUCAUUCUAGAAUGGAAACGGUUCCUUAAUGGCACUUUAACCAGUUAAUUUGGUGCAAAACUUUUGAUUCUCUUUUGUAGCUUGAGCAGGGAGGACCCGAAGUUCAAAAAUGAUUUCACUGCUGGGCAUCAUUUGAGAUGUGUGGUUCAAUGUGCUAUACAGAUGAACAGGUUAGGUCUGAUGUCCUCAUUCUCAAUUAGGAAAUAUAAAAUUCUUUAAUCUCCAGAAGAAUCUGAUAUCAUUAUAGUGAAGACUCCAUACAGACACAUGAAUUAAUUAUAUUGUCUUUACCUUGAACUUGGCCUUGGAUAUUUCAAUUUUCUUGUUACAGGGUAAUUUAUGUUUUCCUGAGUGUCACUUGAUAGGCUAUUUAUAUUGGAACUCAAAGAAAGCCAUACUCUGGGCGUUUCUGCAUUUCCUUCAAAAAUAGCGUGGGAUCACAUUUAAACAAUUGUUGGAUAGCUGGAAACAGUGUUUUUAGGUCAGACCAGGCUUUUGGUCUUUUACAAUUUUUGAUUGAAAGCACUUUAGUGACUUGGAUUUUGUAAAUGUUUCCUUUCCUGCGUUUCCUUUGCCAUUUCUUUAUUAUUUAAAAAAUAAACAUUUUGUGGUGUGUUUGCUUCUCAAGGCACUCCCUCUAUUACACACAUGCACAUCUCCACUAUCUCUGAUCCCAGCCAAACUCUCCCUUCACCCCUUCUCAAUCUGGGGACACGUGACACAUUUUAUUUAUUCUUCAGGCUGCAGCUCUUAUCAUGUGUUGCUUUGUCAACUCCUCUGGGGCAGCAGCUGUGUCUGACUCACUCUUUGGAGUUCAGAGUCCAGAGAGAUACCUUCUAGUUGAUGGGAAAAUGUGGUGCUUCGUGAAGAAGGAAGGGCAGUGCAAGGAAAGUGUGGAGCUGCUCAUUGUGAGGGCUUUCUCUGGGAACUGGCACAGUGAUCUGUCAGGCCAGGCUUGGUGGUCCCAUCUCUGCAGGUAAGAAAACAGAAGCUCUCUCCCUUUGGCCAAUUUUUCUCAUUCUAUGCUAGUUCCAUACUGUUGGGAAAAUUAAACAUCACCAAUUCCUUUCUGUAGCAACAGAAAAUGAUGAGCCCUGUGUUCUUGUAUUAAUUCUGGCUACUAGAGAUCAUAACUGAGGCCUGAGACUGCAUCCAUAAUGAGCAGUUGGCAUGAACUCUGGAAGUUCUUCUGUCUUUCCUGUUUAGAGACAGCAGCCCUGGCUCCAGGCUCUGGGGCCACACAGGUUCUGCCUCCCAGAAGGUUCUCAACACGUUUCCUCAUGUUUACUCCUUGGUUGUUGCUUCCAUCCCUCUUCCUUAGCUUAUCCAGGAUUGAGUUUGGGAGACGGAACCAGUAAGCUGUGCAACUUAUAUACAUCACACUUAGACAAUACGGGCAGCCACUAAAAUUGUAACAGUAAGCCCUAUUUAUUAAUGUGAAAUGAUGCUGACAAAAUAUUGCUGAGUAAAAAAAUCCCUAAAUAAAAGAACAAAGAUAGAAAUAAACAAAUAUGUAAGGCAGAAUGAAAAUGAAAUAAAUAACCUUGACAACUGGUUCUGCAUACAAAAUAUACAAGUAGUGGACAAAUCUCUGUGUAAUGUUACAAAGGAAAAGGAGAAAAUAGGAAGUGGCACAAGACAAAGGGGCUAGAAGCACUAAAGUAAAAAUGGAAGGAUGCUUUCUUAACAUAAGGAACUCUCUUCAAUAUGGCAGACUAAUAUUUUAUAAUGUAUACAUACUUACACGUGUGUAUAUAUACACAUAUAAUGUAAGAGCAUAGUCUUUGAGGAGACUUUGCCACCUCUAGCCAUGUGACCUUGGAUGGGUUACACUACCUUUCUGAUCUGUCGGUUUUUCAACUGUAAAAUGGGGAUAACAGCAGAACACUCGUUUUUCUGAAGAUUAAAUGAGAUGACAUGAGUAAUGUACUUGGCUCAGUUUCUGGUGUAACUGAGGAAGGAACAAAUUAAAUAUUUAACUAUUAUUACUGUAAUUAUUGGCAUUUCUAUUAAUGUCAAAAUUCAAGUGAGGAAGUUUGUUAUCAUUAUCAUUAUUUGACAAUAUGGGACCAACAAAAGAAAUCAUGGAAUAUUAGCUUGUUGGAAUGGUCUGCAACAACUCAAGAAGAACUCUAGGAACACAGCAAAAUGUCACCCUCAGAGCAGGGCCCGGUGUGUCACUGGGCUGCUCUCUCUCUCUGGCUGUGCAAGGACCAGGAGCUCAACUGGCCACGCCCCACAGAGGACCACCACUGUCCUGUGUGACUAGAGUCUGGGGAUAAGGACUUUGAGCUGCUCAGGAACAUCAUCAGGAAUCCAGGACUCAAGCUUGUCCCCGCAAGGUCACUGGAGGCUCCUGAAGUCCAGACAUCACAGUGGAGACCACUUACGGCCACACUUCAUCAAGGAGUAAACCCCCACCGGCAAGCAGAGCCCCCUCUCACUCCUCAGUGGUCAGCACUGCAUGUCACGCUGGGGCCUAAGCCAGUCGUCACCAGCCAGAGGAUGAGACAUUGGGCUGCAGAGAAGUGAAAUGAACCUGCUAAGCCGAUUGUCAAAUGGAUGAGAAACUCAGAGCCAAGGAUCGGGAAAACACCCUUAAAGAACGAGGUGAUGGCUGAGUCUGUCCCAGGCCAGUGCUUUGAUAAGGCUGUGAUCACCACAGUGGGAUAGUAUUGGCUCAGGGGGAAGAAUGGACCCAUGCAGCAGGAAAAGGAGCAGGCAGCACACACAGUGUGGACACAAAGCUGGUGUGGCUGACACCUGGGGAGGGCUGGCUUUUUGGUAAGUUACUGGGACAACUGUUUGUCCAUAUGGGAAAACAUACAAUUGGACCUGUACUUCACACCUUACAGGAAAACACUUCCAAGUGGAUUAAAGACAUGGUGUAUAUGUUUGGUGUGUGAAAGGCAAAACUAUAAAACUUUCAGAUGUUUUGAUUUAGAAGAUCCUUCAAUUCUCCCCAAACUGUGGCUUAAAACAAUCAUUUUAAGCUCACAACUGUGUGCAUCUAUUUCAGCUAGGUUCGCCAAGCCACAGUCUCUUGUUCUCUCUCAGCCCCACCUUCCCCUCUCUUUCUACCGACAUAUAUACAAGAGUUGUUGAGAAAUGCUCUCCAUUUUCCAGUGCAAACUUCUGCUCCUGGAGACUCCUAUUCACUGGACUUUGCAGGAGACACACAGGCUCCCCAAACCCUGCUGUGGUGCCUGAUGACCUUCAGCUGAACCCUGUAAUGCUGCUAAAGUCUGCCCCUCUGGAGAAGUGCUCAGGUAGCAUUGUUCUGCCUCAGGAAGCAUGCCAAUUUUCCUGUGUCAUCCUUGAUGAUCACUGCUACCAGACUUGCCCCCUGCAGGGCACCCUGAUGUGCAAGGAAUUCAACAGCCUGGGAGUUGAAAGCGUUGGUCUUCCAAGUUCAGCGUGUGCUUUCCCGUAUCUGUUACCAGCUGAUGAGAAUAAACCUGCAGUCAUGACAGCUAGGUCCAAGUGACAGGUGCAGAAAACUGCUCUUACAGAAAUGCCCCUCCUUAUUUAAGAGGCUUUGUCUAUCACUCGGAACUGCUUCUACGCAAGAUUAUCUGUUGAAAGGGAAAUGUCAUACCAGGGCAUUGUUCUGACUUUUCUGGACUUCCUCAACCCAAAAUGCCUUGAAGAAAAAAAAAAAAGACACUGAGGGUUAGGGGAGGGUCUUACUCUGUCUCCAGGCUGGAGUGCAGUGGCACGAUCAUAGCUCACUGCAACCUCUACCUCCUGGGCUCAAGUGAUCCUCCCACCUCAGCCUCCCGUGUUGCUAGGAUUACAGCGUGAACCACUGCCCCAGCUACUUCCAACUCUUAAGAGUUCACCCCAGGCUGGCUGCCCUUUUCCCCUCUUUCCAUCAUGAGUGACACACAGGCAUCCCCUUCGGCCAGCGUGGCUGACCUGCGUCUGCCUGGGCGCUCAGCUAGGCACCCAUGUGAGUUCACAGCCUGGAAUUUUAAGCGGAGGAGUUUCUGUGCUUUUCUGCCCUGGUCCCUCUUACUGACCCUCUAAGUCACCAGCCGUGGUCGUCUCCUCUUUGACCCCUGAUCUCAACCCGGGUUUUGAAAUGUGUUUGUUCACGUAAUUGUCUGUUACCCACCCUUCCUGUCAUUGCAGAAUCCGUUGUCUCAUACUGACAUUUUAGGACUUUUUUUCACUUUCUUCUGUUGAAGAUCACCUACUAAAAAGGAGUACUUCCUCCUUUUCAUUCUUUCUUUAUAAGAAUUACAUUUUAACAGAUAAAUUAAAAUUGUAUAUAUUUAUGGUGUAAGACGUAAUGUUUUGGAAUGUGUAUACAUUGUGGAAGGACUAAAUCCAGGUAAUUAACAUAGCAUUACCUCACAUAAUUUUUUUGUGUGUGUGGUGUGAACACUUAAAAUCUACCCCUUCAGUGAUUUCGAGUAUGUAACACAUUGUUAGUAACUAUAGUCACCGUGUAUACAGAACUUAAACUCACUCCUCCUGCAGAACUGAAAUUUUUUGUCCUUCGACCAGCCAGGUUGCCCCUUUUCUAUUUCCCUCUUUAACACAGUCAAUUUUGUGCAGUAACUAAACUGGGAAGUGGAGGAGAUUCUGGGAUCUCCUUUACUGUCCCAUUAGGGAGCCCUUGGAGGGCCAGGGAUUCCAUAACAAUGACCAAGGUGAAGCCAAAUAUUGCACAGGAGUGUGUAUGUGCAGGGGGUUGGGGGCGGCAUUCCUUUUCCCAAGUAAUGCAAUGAGUCUUGCAAGAAAUUCCUGCAUGGUACACUUCUCUGCCCCGGAUCACAUCUCCUCAAAUAUCUCUUACUCCGGUCUUGCUUCCUGCUGUUAAAUUCAGUUUAGUCUAAAGCUGCCUCCUUACAUAUUUAAGUCUGGCCAAUAGGUUUCUUUGUACAUAGUAAACUAUAACCUAUCUGGAUGUGUAAACAGGCUGUAACCUACUCUCGUGCCAAUCACUGAGAUUUUGGCCAAUCACAGUGGGCCAACUGUUUAAACCAUGUUCAAAUAAGACAUCAAGCUGUAACCA